Molecule: messenger RNA, 1022 nt
Organism: Beta vulgaris subsp. vulgaris (sugar beet)
Lineage: Eukaryota; Viridiplantae; Streptophyta; Magnoliopsida; Caryophyllales; Amaranthaceae
Exons: 3
Coding region: 281-760 (159 amino acids)
Biological process (GO): intracellular sphingolipid homeostasis; ceramide metabolic process; negative regulation of ceramide biosynthetic process
Cellular component (GO): endoplasmic reticulum membrane
Source: RefSeq, a predicted model, not a curated record
UUUUAAUUACAAAAAAAUCCAAUAUUUAUAAUCAAAAAACAAAUAAUUACGUCCCAAAUCAUCAUUUCCAAAACUACCAAAAAAAAGAAAAAGAAAAAAAAACCAUAUAUAGCAAUCUUGAAAACGAGCUUCUUUCCAAAAAAAAAACAAAAAAAAACAAAAUUUCUAGACCUAAAAGUAGAAAUCAAAAUAAAAAAUCGAGUUUUAGUAGAGUAGAAAUUGAGUAAAAAUUUGGUAAAUCAUCAUCAAGAUCAAUCUCUGCAAUAAAAUUGAGGUGAAAAUGGAGAAGAAAUUGAUGUAUGUAAUGGCGGAGCCGCCGAAAGAUGUGAACAAGAAUACGGAGUGGGUGACAUAUCCAGGUGUAUGGACUAUCUACAUCUUCAUUGUGUUCUUCGCAUGGCUUCUUGUUCUCUCUCUCCUCGGUUGUUCUCCUGGUAUGGCUUGGACCAUUGUUCAUCUUUCUCAUUUCUUCGUCACUUAUCACUGCUUUCACUGGAAGAAAGGCACACCAUUUGCUGAUGAUCAAGGCAUGUACAAUGGAUUGACUUGGUGGGAGCAGAUUGAAAAUGGCCAACAGCUUACUCGCAAUAGGAAAUUUCUCACUGUUGUCCCUGUGGUAUUGUACUUAAUUGCGUCGCACACUACAGACUAUCAGAAUCCAAUGCUUAUCUUCAACACUCUUGCUGUUUUUGUGCUUGUGGUUGCCAAGUUCCCCCAUAUGCACAGGGUUCGUAUUUUUGGGAUAAACGGAGAACACUGAUUAAUAAGUUCGCUUUAUUUAAUACAUGUCCAGCUUCAGCUGCUGUAAGAUUCUUCAUUUUUUUGCAUAUAUUGGUGUCUUAUUUAUAGUGAAAAGGGUGUAUUAACCAAAAUUUUGGCAAGUGUUCUGUGGCGUAUCAACUACUGUUGGUUGCUGAGCCGAUAUGUGCAAGAGGGGUGUAUUGAUCUCAACAUGCGUCCUUAUUCACUUGCGUGAAUUUAUUUAUUCCUCAUGAAAUAAAUACCUUUAUCCAUUAAUGUCA